GACUCCCGAUCUAGGCAAGACGUAAUCUAGUCAUUUUUUAAAACAAAGAAAUUAAAACUAAUUAGUGCUUGUUGCUGCGUCUGACGUCCUAAAGCAUAAGUCCGCCAUCUUGCUCCUAGCUGUCAAAAUUCCCGCCAUGUCAGCCGCAUGCCGCGUUUCGUUGCUGCUACUUUUAGCUGUUCUGACUAUGGACCUUUGCGACUCAGCUUCGAUACAAGGCUACGAACAGAGAAUGAGUGAUGAAGUUAUGGUGGCACCAAAGAAGAGGCCGUUUUGUAAUGCUUUCACAGGAUGUGGUCGAAAACGCUCAUCACCGACCAGGCCAAUACCAGAGUUAGUGCGACAACGACAAUACGUCGACGAAGAUACAUUCGUACCUCUAAUGGAAUCAGACAACGCAAUCGAAGAGCUGUCCCGCCAGAUCCUCUCCGAAGCAAAGCUCUGGGAAGCGAUCCAAGAAGCGAGCGCUGAAAUCGCCAGGAGGAAGCAAAGAGAAGCGUACCGCAAGUAAAACUACCGAAGCGUUUUAACUGAACUUUUCCGUAGCGUUUCUAAACUAGUUCAUAAAAUAAAUCAUCUUUUCCGUAAAGUUUCUAAAUUGGUGCAUAAUAACUAACCUUUUCCGUAUCGCAUGUAAAUUGGUUCAUGAACUUAUCUUUUCUGUAUCGUAUCUAAAUUGGUUCAUGAAAUAACUCAUAUUUUCCGUAGCGUUCCUCAAUUGGCGCAUAUAAACUAAUCUUUUCCGUAUCGCAUCUAAAUUGGUUCAUGAAACAAUUCAUAUUUUCCGUAACGUUCCUCAAUUGGCGCAUAAAAACUAAUCUUUUCCGUAUCGCAUCUAAAAUGGUUCACGAAAUAACUCAUAUUUUCCGUAACUUUUCUCAAUUGGCACAUAAAAUAACUAAUCUUUUACGUAAUGUACCUAAAUUGGUUGGUAAAAUAACUAAUCUCUUCCGUAGCAUUUCUAAAUUGUUGCAUAAAAUAACUAAUAUU
Maniola jurtina (meadow brown) is the source of this 990-nucleotide messenger RNA. It is a transcript of the gene CCAP, whose product is annotated as cardioactive peptide. The transcript is spliced from 6 exons. NCBI's taxonomy places the organism in Eukaryota, Metazoa, Arthropoda, Insecta, Lepidoptera, Nymphalidae. The coding region runs from base 137 to 511 and encodes 124 amino acids. The record is from RefSeq and is a predicted model, not a curated record.